Molecule: messenger RNA, 1377 nt
Organism: Rasamsonia emersonii CBS 393.64
Lineage: Eukaryota; Fungi; Ascomycota; Eurotiomycetes; Eurotiales; Trichocomaceae
Product: Monooxygenase
Exons: 5
Coding region: 1-1377 (458 amino acids)
Biological process (GO): ubiquinone biosynthetic process
Cellular component (GO): mitochondrion
Molecular function (GO): oxidoreductase activity; FAD binding
Source: RefSeq, a predicted model, not a curated record
AUGGCUGCAGCCAUUCGCAGCUUGCCCUUGGAGCCUUUCUUGCCCCUGUCUGGUAUGGGUAGAGCGCCUGACGUAGCGAGGCUACGAGAAGACGUCGGAAUUGCUAGGAUGGCUGGCAAUAACGUGCACACGAACGGACACGCGGCUGCGGCCUCCUCGUCCGCUGCUGCUAGGUCAGGUUUGUCCAAAGUCAUCGUCGUCGGUGCCGGGCCCUCAGGACUGCUGCUGUCGAUUCUGCUUGCGAAAAAUGGGAUCAAAGUCGAACUUCUCGAGGCGACUGACAAGCUGGAUGACCAGCCUCGCGCGGCGCACUAUGCCUCCCCCGCCGUGUACGAGCUGCGUCGCGCCGGCGUCAUCGACGACGUGAUCGAGAAGGGAUUCAAGCCAUCGACCUUCUGCUGGCGGAAGGCGGACGGCAGUAUUAUCGCCAAAAUGCGCUUCGACGUGCUGCCCGAGGAUCACCCAGAGCGCAUGGUGGUAUUGCCCCUGGAUCGUCUGGGCAAGCUCCUCUACUCCCAUCUGCAGCGGUAUCCGUUAGCGACGGUCAAAUGGGGCCAUCGCGUCGUCGACAUCGGCCAGGACAACACCAAGGCGUGGGUGCAUGUCCAGACGGCAUCGGGGCCGGUGAAAAUCGAGGGCGACUACGUGGUCGGCGCGGAUGGAGCGAAUAGUCAGAUUCGAAAGUGCCUAUUCGGGCCCAACAGCUUCCAGGGAGAGACGUUGAAUGCCGCUAUCGUGGCGACAAAUGUAUAUCACGAUUUCACGAAGUAUGGAUACUGGGAUACGAACUAUAUCGUCCAUCCCAAGAACUGGCACAUGGUAGCCAGGAUCGGCCGGGACGACCACCUCUAUCGAGUCACCUAUAGCGAAGUUCCAGGUCUGACGACAGAGGAAUACAAGAAACGGCAGCCGAUGCGGUAUAAGGAGAUUCUGCCCGGGAACCUGGAGCCGGGUGACUAUAAGAUCACCAAUAUCAGCCCAUAUAAAAUGCAGCAGCGGUGUGCGCCCAGUUUCCGCAAGGGCAGGUUUCUGCUGGUGGCGGACGCUGCGCAUGUCUGCAAUCCAUUUGGCGGCCUUGGUCUCACCGGAGGAAUUGCCGACGUGGGCAGUCUCUUUGACUGUCUGCUGGGCAUCCACAAGGGUCUGGCAGACGACUCGAUCCUCGACAAAUACGCCGAGAUUCGCCGCAAGAUCUAUUUCGAAAUCAUCAAUCCCAUGUCGAGAGAGAACUUCCGCCGGCUCUGGGAUCAGGAUCCGGACAAGGCCGGGGAGACGGACCCGUAUUUCCAAAUCUGCCACAAGGCUGAGAAGGAUCCUGCGCUGGCGAAGGAGUUGGCGCUGUUCUAUCGCAAGCCCGGGCCUAAAGCAUCGCUCUGA